Silurus meridionalis is the source of this 1656-nucleotide messenger RNA. RefSeq names its product acetylcholine receptor subunit alpha-like. The record is from RefSeq and is a predicted model, not a curated record. Gene Ontology annotation, molecular function: acetylcholine-gated monoatomic cation-selective channel activity; transmembrane signaling receptor activity. Gene Ontology annotation, biological process: nervous system process; signal transduction; chemical synaptic transmission. NCBI's taxonomy places the organism in Eukaryota, Metazoa, Chordata, Actinopteri, Siluriformes, Siluridae. Gene Ontology annotation, cellular component: postsynaptic membrane; neuron projection; synapse.
UUCUGUUUUUACUGCUUCUAUUGACAUGAAUUGGCUUCAGUUGGUUCCUCUGCUCCUCACUGUCUCCACAGGACUGGUGUGCUGCUCGGAGGACGAAACUCGUCUAGUGAAUAAACUCUUCACUGGCUAUAAUAAAGUGGUCAGACCUGUCAAUCACUUUAAAGAUGCUGUGGUGGUCACUGUGGGACUACAGCUAAUUCAGCUUAUUAGUGUGGAUGAGGUCAACCAAAUUGUCACAACCAACGUACGUCUGAAACAGCAAUGGAAAGAUGUGAACCUGCAGUGGAACCCAGAGGAGUAUGGAGGAAUAAAAAAGAUCCGAAUUCCAUGCAAUGACAUCUGGAGACCUGACCUUGUUCUCUAUAACAAUGCUGAUGGUGACUUUGCCAUUGUGCACGAGACCAAAGUUCUGCUAGAAUAUACAGGAAUGAUCACCUGGAACCCACCUGCCAUCUUCAAGAGCUACUGUGAGAUCAUUGUGCUUCUUCCCUUUGACCUGCAGAACUGCACCAUGAAACUCGGAACAUGGACUUUUGAUGGAAAUCUUGUCGCCAUCAACCCUGACAGCGAUCGUCCAGACCUGAGCAAUUUUAUGGAGAGUGGUGAGUGGGUGAUGAAGGACUACAGGAGCUGGAAGCACUGGGUUUAUUAUGCCUGUUGCCAAGACACACCAUACCUGGAUAUCACCUACCACUUCCUGUUGCUGAGACUGCCGCUCUAUUUUAUCGUCAACGUGAUCAUACCAUGCCUCCUCUUCUCUUUCCUGACUGGUUUAGUCUUCUACCUGCCCACAGACUCAGGUGAGAAGAUGACCCUUAGUAUCUCUGUCCUGUUGUCUCUGACUGUGUUCUUGCUGGUGAUCGUGGAGCUCAUCCCCUCUACCUCAAGUGCUGUUCCUCUCAUUGGCAAAUACAUGCUCUUCACCAUGAUCUUCGUCAUUGCCUCCAUCAUCAUUACUGUCGUUGUUAUCAACACACACCACCGUUCACCCAGCACACACACCAUGCCUGCCUGGGUUCGCAAGAUUUUCAUUGAGACCAUCCCCAAUUGGAUGUUCUUCUCUGCAAUGAAGCGACCCAGUGUGGAAAAACGCACUAAAAACAUUUUCACUCCUGACCUGGACAUCUCUGAUAUCUCCGGGAAGCCGAUGCCCACUGCUGUGCCUUUCCAGUCACCCAUUACUAAAAACCCAGAUGUCCGAAGCGCAAUAGAAGGAGUAAAAUACAUCGCAGAGACCAUGAAAUCAGAUGAUGAGUCCAACAAUGCCUGUGAUGAGUGGAAGUUUGUUGCAAUGGUUCUUGACCACAUUUUGCUCUGUGUCUUCAUGGCAGUGUGUAUAAUUGGGACACUGGGCGUUUUUGCCGGGAGACUUAUUGAGCUCAGUCAGUUAUAACCUUGUUAUAAUCUUAAAAUAAUAAUUUUCAUAUAAUAUUAUUCGAAGGGGCCUUUGGAAAGAUAAAUAUGCAUGCAAAAUUAUAUUGUAAAGUAUAAUGUUUUAUUAUAUGAAUGUUAGGGAGGAAAAAUAUUACAAAAUUGUACCAUACAGAUAAAAAGCAGUGCCCAAAUAUAGACUGAUUUGUAUUCACUACUAUUAUCUUUGUAAGAAAAUGCAUAAUGCUUUGGUAUAAAUAAAAUAAAGCAUAUUGUUUAGUCCUA